Molecule: messenger RNA, 2033 nt
Organism: Scomber japonicus (chub mackerel)
Lineage: Eukaryota; Metazoa; Chordata; Actinopteri; Scombriformes; Scombridae
Gene: grk4
Product: G protein-coupled receptor kinase 4
Exons: 17
Coding region: 241-2001 (586 amino acids)
Biological process (GO): signal transduction; regulation of signal transduction; protein phosphorylation
Cellular component (GO): cytoplasm
Molecular function (GO): G protein-coupled receptor kinase activity; ATP binding
Source: RefSeq, a predicted model, not a curated record
CUGUGAAUGCUAACAAGCCCCGUCGUAAUCAUACAGCUCCGUAGGUAGGGGAUUGAUUUACAAAACAUCUUGCAAUGGAGAGAAACGACGACCACUAUUAAAGACCUACUAUGCGCCAGUGUCGCGUUCCCACAGCGCGCGUGCAGCCUCACCGUCGUCGGCACGUUUGAUCAGAAAAAAACCGUCUUUUUUCCAGCUGAGUGAAAUGUAUCGCGACUGCUCGGGAUUCACAUUCUGACAAUGGAGAUUGAAAAUAUCGUGGCCAACACGGUUCUCCUGAAGGCGAGAGAAGGUGGAGGAGGGAAGAGGAAUGGCCGCAGUAAGAAAUGGAAGGAGAUGCUCAAACUCCCCCACAUCACCCAGUGUGAGGAGCUACGCCGCACUGUUGACAGGGACUACACCAGUCUGUGUGAGAAGCAACCCAUUGGUCGGCUGUUAUUCCGUCAGUACUGUGACACCAGGCCAGAGCUGAAGCGCUGCAUCGAGUUCAUGAUGCUGUGGUCAAUCCCACGUCAGAGGCAGGUCCCCUGGGCCAUGUACCAACUAGCUCCUGAUGAAAAGAGGAGGGACUGUGGACUGAAUGUUUUAGACACAUACUUUAAUAAUGGGUCGGCAGCCCAUCUGCCAGACGUACCGCAGGAGGUAGUCGCCGGGUGCCGGGAGAAGCUGGAGCAGAGUCCGUGUAAGGAGCUCUUCAAUGACUGCACCAAAAUAGUUCGUGAUUAUCUGAGUGGAGCUCCAUUUUCCUCCUACCAUGAGUCCAUGUACUUCUCUCGCUUCCUGCAGUGGAAAUGGUUGGAGAGGCAACCAGUAACCAAAAAUACCUUCAGACAUUAUAGAGUACUAGGAAAAGGUGGAUUUGGCGAGGUUUGUGCCUGCCAAGUACGUGCCACCGGUAAGAUGUACGCCUGUAAAAAGCUGGAAAAGAAACGAGUGAAGAAAAGAAAAGGUGAAGCAAUGGCACUAAACGAAAAACGCAUUUUAGAAAAAGUUAACAGUAGUUUUGUAGUUAGUUUAGCAUAUGCCUACGAGACCAAGGAUGCGCUGUGCCUGGUGUUGACCAUAAUGAACGGUGGUGACUUAAAAUUCCACAUCUACAACAUGGGCAACUCGGGCUUCGACGAGCAGAGGGCCAUCUUCUACGCUGCCGAAAUCUGCUGUGGCCUCGAGGACCUGCACCGCGAGAGGAUAGUCUACAGGGAUUUGAAACCUGAAAACAUUCUUCUGGAUGAUCGCGGACACAUCCGAAUUUCAGACCUGGGCCUUGCCGUUCAAAUCCCUGAAGGAGAGACGAUACGAGGGAGAGUGGGCACAGUUGGAUACAUGGCUCCCGAGGUGAUCCAGAACGAGAGCUACACCUUCAGCCCGGACUGGUGGGGUCUGGGCUGCCUCAUCUUCGAGAUGAUCCAAGGCCAGUCGCCCUUCCGCAAGCGCAAGGAACGCGUCAAGCGGGAGGAAGUGGACAGACGAGUGCGAGAGGACCAGGAGGAGUACUCCGACAAGUUUGCUGAGGAAGCCAAGGACAUCUGCAGACUGCUCUUGGCCAAGGACCCCAAGGAGCGGCUGGGUUGCCAGGGUCGCGGGGCCAUCGAAGUCAAGCAGCACCCCAUCUUCAGAAACAUCAAUUUCAAACGGCUGGAGGCCAACAUACUGGACCCUCCCUUCAGCCCUGACCCUCGAGCCGUGUACUGUAAAGACGUCCUGGACAUCGAGCAGUUCUCCACAGUCAAAGGCGUGAACCUUGACCCCACCGACGACGACUUCUACCACAAGUUUGUCACAGGCAGUGUCUCCAUCCCGUGGCAGAACGAGAUGAUCGAGAUGGAGUGCUUCAAAGAAAUCAACGUCUACGAGACUGACGGGACGCUGUGCUCGGAUCUGGACGUGAACCGGCCUAACCCUCCACCAAAGAGAGGCUUCUUCUACCGCCUGUUCAGAAGAGAGGUCUGUUUUAAGAGCGGUUACAGCGACGACGAGAUCGAAGAGCCCUCGCGACUUUAAACCACUCCCUCCACCUCCACCUCCACCUGCCU